AUGGCGGUGGGCACGGAGGGAGCCGCGGGCGCUGGGGCCCUGGGCUACUGCGCCGAGAUCAAGUCGCAGUUCCGUACGAGCGAGGGCUUCUACAAGCUGCUGCCCGGCGCCGAGGGCGCAGCCCGGCGGGCUGGUCAGGCCCCGGGCCCCGGCCCGGCCUCCGCCGCCGCCGGGACCGGGGCCGGGGCCCCCUCCCCGCCCGGGCUGGGGCCCGCGCUGCCCGCCGUGCGCCUGAGCCUCCUGCGCCUGGGCGAGCCCGACCUCACUACCGCCUCCGGGGAGCCCACCGGGCCGCUCCCGGCCGCCGGCACCGACCGUGUCUGCUUCAACCUAGGCCUAGAGCUGUACUUCUAUCCGGGAGGAUCCGGGCGCCAAGGCAGCCACCGGUCCAUAGAUCUCAACAAGCCCAUUGACAAGCGGAUCUACAAGGGUACCCAGCCUACUUGUCAUGACUUCAACCAGUACACUGCAGCCACCGAGACCAUCUCCCUGCUGGUGGGCUUCUCAGCGGGCCAAGUCCAGUACCUAGACCUGAUUGAAAAGGAUACCAGCAAACUCUUCAAUGAGGAAAGGCUGAUUGACAAGACCAAGGUGACCCACCUGAAGUGGCUGCCCGAGUCAGAAAGCCUGUUCCUGGCCUCCCACGCCAGUGGCCACCUCUAUCUGUACGAUGUGUCUUGUCCCUGUGGCCCUGCCCCACCCCAGUACAGCCUACUCAAGCAGGGGGAAGGCUUCGCCGUCUACACUGCCAAGGGGAAGGCACCCCGAAACCCGCUGGCCAGGUGGGCCUUGGGUGAGUGCCCCCUGAAUGAGUUUGCUUUCUCUCCGGACAGGCGUCACCUGGCCUGCGUGAGCCAGGAUGGCUGCCUGGGCGUCUUCCACUUCGAUUCCAUGCUCUUGCGGGGCCUCAUGAAAAGCUACUUUGGAGAUCUGCUCUGUGUGUGCUGGAGCCCUGAUGGGUGCUACGUGGUGACGGGGGGGGAUGACCUGGUCACCAUGUGGUCCUUCACCGAGGCCCGAGUGGUGGCCAGAGGCCAUGGCCACAAGUCUUAGAUCAAGGCUGUAGCCUUUGAUCCAUAUACCACAAGGAGUGAGGAAGAACGGGAGGAGGAAGGGACCCCAAGUGGGAGCGAGCGGGAGGCAGGCUCCUUGCCCCGGCUGCCUCCCCCAGCCGUCACCUACCGCUUCGGCUCAGCUGGCCAGGACACGCAGUUCUGCCUGUGGGACCUGGCGGAGGACGUGCUCUACCCCCAGCCCCCACUGGCCGGGCCCCGGGCCGGCACGGAGGCUGCACCUGUCACCCCAGGGCCCCUGCCCAAAUCCCUGUCCCGCUCCAACAGCCUCCCACACCCGGCAGUGAGUGGCAAGGGGGCCGGGACAGGCACGGGUGGAGUGACGGAGCCUGGGACCUCCUUCAGCAUCGGCAAGUUUGCCACGCUGACCCUCCAGGAGCGUCGUGACAUGGGUGCUGACAAAGAGCACAAGCGCUACCACAGCCUGGGCAACAUCAGCCGGGGUGGCAGUGGCGGCAGUAGCAGCGGAGACAAGCUGGGCGGGCCAGCCCCCCGAGGCCGCCUGGACCCAGCCAAGGUUCUGGGCACGGCCCUGUGCCCUGGAAUCCAUGAGGUGCCCCUGCUGGAGCCCCUGGUAUGUAAGAAGAUUGCCCAGGAGCGCCUCACCGUCCUCCUCUUCUUGGAGGACAGUAUCAUCACCGCCUGUCAGGAGGGUCUCAUCUGUACCUGGGCCCGGCCUGGCAAAGCUGGCCUCUCCUCCCAGCCUGCCAACUCCCCCAGCGGCACUGUGGUGUGAAGCUU
Trichosurus vulpecula (common brushtail) is the source of this 1814-nucleotide messenger RNA. RefSeq names its product dystrophia myotonica WD repeat-containing protein-like. The record is from RefSeq and is a predicted model, not a curated record. Lineage: Eukaryota; Metazoa; Chordata; Mammalia; Diprotodontia; Phalangeridae. Gene Ontology annotation, molecular function: protein binding.